CAGUAUUACGCAAGUGAUAAAAUUGGAAAAAGUACACAAAGGAAAAAUAUGUAAGACUGCGUGGUUGGUGGUAGAAUGUUCAAGACAAUGGCAGCCACCAGAAUAUGCAGAUUGUGCUGCAACAUUGUUACUUCUACUCGCUGCUCAGCUCUGUUCAGCAAAGAGUCUGUUCAAAGAUGCCUUCCAGACAGACUUGGCAAAUUGCUAGAGCUGCCAGUUAGUGAGUGUGAUGGGCUAUCUUCAUACAUUUGUAGAGCUUGCACAAACAAAUUCCAGUCUCUGGAGUCUAAACUUAAAGCCUUUAGAAGUAUGGCUAAGUGUGGUUUUGAGCAGGGUCGAAAUAAGGCUUCCAUCUGUAGUCCUAUGGUAUCAGGUAGGAAGAGAACUAAAGACAUCAGUGGGCUUGAAGCAUCACCUCACACAGUCCAUGCUAGACCUCUAGCAAAACGUCUGACAGUAGGAGCACCUGGAAGAAGGCUUGCUUUCUCAACCAGGGAGGAACCGCACACAGACUGUCCUCGUCAGCCACCGCUGUUAGAGUUGACCAAUCUCGAGCAGUUUUCUUCUGUUGACGGUUCAGAAGGUGUUGCAAGAGAUAUUUCCAAGCCUGGUUCGACUGAAACAGUUAUGAUCACAGUGAGCUCACCCAGUACAGUGACUGCGGAAGUAGAUGAAAGUCUCCAGAAAUUACGCCAGGCACUGAAUAGUGGCAACAUUCAGUCUAUUGCCAAGGCAGCAUUUUCUUGCCCUUCACUGAAGGACCAAUUGGUAGAGGGUGUGGUGAAAAUUCUUGACGACGAAUGUUCCACUCUAUGUCGUAACUCUGGGGAGUUUGUCUCUCUAUUUCACCGGGUUCCAAUUGACAAUGUGGAAGCGUUAUCGUGGAAACAGGCUGUGUCUGAACUACAGCGAAAGUCUCCGAUUCUAUUUAGGCUUAUCCAGACGAUCGUAGGACGUUCAGAUCAUAGGAACUUGCAUAAACGCGGAGAGAGUCACUACCCUGGGAUGUGUAUGGCCACAGCAAUUCUCUUGAAAGAGCGUAACACAAGAAUGUGUGGUAUUCAGUCGUUUCUGUCUCUCGUACUCUUCAACUGUAGAGUAAACAAAAAGGUUUGUAUACUCCAGGCUGAAUCAUCUUAG
This is a messenger RNA of Halichondria panicea, 1140 nucleotides long. RefSeq lists its product as uncharacterized. Bases 76 to 1140 code for a protein of 354 amino acids. The transcript is spliced from 5 exons. The record is from RefSeq and is a predicted model, not a curated record. Gene Ontology annotation, molecular function: zinc ion binding. Gene Ontology annotation, cellular component: nucleus. Lineage: Eukaryota; Metazoa; Porifera; Demospongiae; Suberitida; Halichondriidae.